GACCGCGCAAGGUGCCGAACCGAGCGACACUAAGGGUUUUCGACUUAGACAUAGACAACCAGUCUGCGAGUGGAGGCAGAGCGACCUGGACCGGCCUGGACUUCCCCGCGGACCUCCUGUACUCGACGAGCUGCCCGGCAACCAGCCACGCAAUGGCUGGAGAAAUGAGCCCUGAUGAGUUCCGCGAGUUCGGUCGGGCGGCCGUGGACUUCAUCGCCGACUACAUCGAGAACAUCAGGGAGCGGCCCGUGCUGCCCGCCGUGGAGCCCGGCUACCUGCUGCCCCUGCUGCCCACCGAGUGCCCCCAGGACCCGGAGCCCUGGCAGGACGUCAUGAAGGACCUGCAGAAGCACAUCAUGCCCGGGGUGACGCACUGGCAGAGCCCGUCCUUCCACGCCUACUUCCCGACGGCCAACUCCUUCCCCGGCGUCGUCGGCGAGAUGCUCAGCGCCGGACUCGGGGUCAUAGGCUUCAGCUGGAUAACGAGCCCCGCCUGCACCGAGCUGGAGGUCAUCGUCACGGACUGGCUGGGGAAGAUGCUGGCGCUGCCGGAGGAGUUCCUGCACUGCGGCGCCGGCGCCGGGGGCGGCAUCAUACAGGGCUCGGCCAGCGAGGCGACGCUGGUGGGCAUGCUGGCGGCGCGCGACCGCACCGUGCGCAAGGUGCGCGAGGAGGACCCCAAGCUGUCCGACGGCGAGAUCAGGUCCAAGCUGGUGGCGUACACGUCAGACCAGGCCAACUCGUCGGUGUGGAAGUCGGGGCUGCUGGGCGCCAUCCCCAUGCGGCAGCUGCCCACCGACGCGGAGGGCGCGCUGCGCGGCGACGUGCUGGAGGCGGCCAUCCGCAGCGACCGCCAGAAAGGCCUCAUCCCCUGCUUUGUUGUCGCCACCCUGGGCACGACGGGCACCUGCGCCUUCGACAACCUGGAGGAGCUGGGACCGGUCUGCAACCGCGAGGGCCUGUGGCUGCACAUAGACGCGGCCUACGCGGGCUCCGCGUACGUCUGCCCCGAGCUGCGACAGACCAUGGCCGGCGUGGAGUUCGCCGACUCGUUCGACAUGAACCCCCACAAGUGGAUGCUCGUCAACUUCGACUGCUCGGUCAUGUGGGUCAAGAACAGCGCCGACCUGGAGAACGCGUUCAACGUGGACGCGGUGUACCUGAAGCACGACAAGCAAGGCGUGAUGCCCGACUACAGGCACUGGCAGCUGCCGCUGGGCCGCCGCUUCCGCGCGCUCAAGCUCUGGCUGGUGCUGCGCACGUACGGUGCGCGCGGCAUCCAGGCGCACAUCCGGAAGCAGGUGAAGCUGGCCCAGGACUUCGAGCAGUUGGUGGACCAGGACCCGCGCUUCGAGGUGGCCGUGCGGGCGCGCUGCGGUCUCGUCUGCUUCAGGAUGGUGGGCCCGUGCGCGCGCACGCAGGAAGUGCUCCGGCGGGUGACGGCGCGUCGCUCGCUCUACAUGUGCCCCGCCGUGGUGCGCGGCCGCGCCGUGCUCCGCUUCGUGGUGUGCAGCCGCCUGACCGAGGCCGAGGACGUCCGCCGCUCCUGGGAGGAGAUCGUGUCCCAGGCCGAGGCCGUGCUGCAGGCCGAGCAGGCCCUCGCCCCCGCCCCCGCCACCGCCACCGUGGCCGCCACCGUGGCCGUGUCCUGCGACCCCGACAGGGCCAAGACCAACAGCGUCCUGCACAUGCUGGGCGCCACGGCCGCCGACGGCCAGCACACCGUGUGACGUCAUGUGUGGUGUCAGUCGCCGACGCCAUGUUAGUCGGCUCUUGGAUAGAUGUGAUAUAUGCUUAGUAUAGAUUAGGAUGUAAGUAUUAUUGUGUUGUUCGCCGGUUAUGAUAAAAUAAAGUGAAUUGUUUCUGCAA
Molecule: messenger RNA, 1869 nt
Organism: Thrips palmi
Lineage: Eukaryota; Metazoa; Arthropoda; Insecta; Thysanoptera; Thripidae
Product: aromatic-L-amino-acid decarboxylase-like
Exons: 11
Coding region: 153-1730 (525 amino acids)
Biological process (GO): amino acid metabolic process; catecholamine metabolic process
Molecular function (GO): pyridoxal phosphate binding; aromatic-L-amino-acid decarboxylase activity
Source: RefSeq, a predicted model, not a curated record